Messenger RNA from Betta splendens (Siamese fighting fish), 5589 nucleotides. Its product is annotated as NACHT, LRR and PYD domains-containing protein 12-like. NCBI's taxonomy places the organism in Eukaryota, Metazoa, Chordata, Actinopteri, Anabantiformes, Osphronemidae. The transcript has 16 exons. Gene Ontology annotation, molecular function: protein binding. The record is from RefSeq and is a predicted model, not a curated record. The coding region runs from base 108 to 4511 and encodes 1467 amino acids.
UCCAGGUACAGUAAAGGUGUUCACUGAGUUCAGACUUUUUAUUUAGAGAGAAAAGACAAGGAGGAAGAGUCAACUAAACGUCAAGAAGAAGAAAAGUUUAAGAGAAGAUGAGUGUUUGUGUGGAGGAAGAGGAUGGAGCAGAGUCUCCAGGAUUCAGAUGUGUGUCUAUGAAGAGUGACGGGUCCAGAUGUGAGCCCCCAUCAUUCAGUCCUGAACAUGGAGCCUCAGACACAAAAGGUCAGAACCACAGACAAAAAGCAGAACGUCCAGGACUCAGCUGUUUGUCUAUGAAGAGUGACUGGUCCAAAGAUGAUCCAGAGAUAAACUUCAGUCAUGAACCUCCAGGACCCAACUGUCUGUCUAUGAAGAGUGACCAGUCCAUGCAUGAGCCUAUAUCCUUCAGUAAUGAACCUGGAGCCUCGGAUACAAAAGGUCAGAACCACAGACAAAAAGCAAAACAUCCAGGACCCAGCUGUUUGUCUGUGAAGAGUGACUGGUCCCAACAAACUCCAAAGAUAAACUUCAGUCAUGAACCUACAGGACCCAACUGUCUGUCUAUGAAGAGUUACCAGUCCAUGCCUAAGUAUAUAUCCUUCAGUAAUGAACCUGGAGCCUCGGAUACAAAAGUGAAUCAGCACAGCUCAAAGGUUUCCAGUGGCCAGUGUGUCCAGCAAACACACCUGGACUUUAUAUUUUUGCUGCUGGAGGAAAACAUUAUCACAUUUGUGAAGAAGGAGCUGAAGAAGAUUCAAAAGGUUCUGAGUCCAGACUACCCACAAUGCUUAGAGAGUCAGAGCGAGGAUGAGGAAGAUUUGUAUGGUGAGGAUAAAAAGCAGAGGAGGAGCAGCAGAGACGCAUUUCUGAAGAUCACACUGUACUGCCUGAGGAGGAUGAAGCAUGAGGAGCUGGCUGACUGUCUGCAGAGCAGAGCUUCUGCUGCAGUUUGUCAACAUCAACUUAAAUCUCAUCUAAAGGAUAAGUUUCAGUUUGUGUUUGAAGGCAUCGCUAAAGCAGGAAACCCAACCCUUCUGAACCAGAUCUACACAGAGCUCUAUAUCACAGAGGGGGGGACUGGAGAGGUAAACAAUGAACAUGAGGUCAGACAGAUUGAAACAGCCUCCAGGAAACUAGGCAGAGCAGAAACAAGCAUCAGACCAGAAGGUGUCUUUAAAGUCUCAGCUGGAAGGGAUGGAGCCAUCAGAACAGUGAUGACAAAGGGAGUGGCUGGAAUCGGGAAAACAGUCCUAACACAAAAGUUCACUCUGGACUGGGCUGAAGACAAAGCCAACCAGGACAUACACUUCACAUUUCCAUUCACCUUUAGAGAGCUGAAUGUGCUGAAAGAGCAAAACUUCAGCUUGGUAGAACUUGUUCAUCACUUCUUCACUGAAACCAAAGCAGCAGGAAUAAACAGCUUCGAAGGGUUAAAGGUUGUGUUUAUCCUGGAUGGUCUUGAUGAGUGUAGACUUACUCUGGACUUCAACAACACUAAAACCCUGACUGACAUCACAGAGUCCACCUCAGUGGCUGAGUUGCUGACAAACCUAAUCAGGGGAAACCUGCUUCCCUCUGCUCACCUCUGGAUCACUACACGACCUGCAGCAGCCAAUCAGAUCCCUCCUGGGUGUGUUGCCAUGGUGACAGAGGUCAGAGGGUUCACUGACCCACAGAAGGAUGAGUACUUCAGGAGGAGAUUCAGAGAUGAGCAGCAAGCCACAAAAAUCAUCUCCCACAUCAAGACGUCACGAAGCCUCCACAUCAUGUGCCACAUUCCAGUCUUCUGCUGGAUCACUGCUACGGUUCUGGAAGAUGUGUUGAAAACACAGGAGAGAGGAGAGCUGCCCAGGACACUGAGUGAGAUGUACAUCCACUUCCUGGUGGUUCAGACCAAAUUGAAAAACAUCAGGUAUGAUGGAGGAGCUGAGACAGAUCCGCACUGGAGUCCAGAGAACAGAAGGAUGAUUGAGUCACUGGGAAAAGUGGCUUAUGAGCAGCUGCAGAAAGGAAACCUGAUCUUCUAUGAGACCGACCUGACAGAUUGUGGCAUCGAUAUCAGAGCAGCCUCAGUUUACUCAGGAGUGUUCACACAGGUCUUUAAAGAGGAAAGAGGACUAUACCAGGACAAGAUGUUUUGCUUCAUUCAUCUGAGUGUUCAGGAGUUUCUGGCUGCUCUUCAUGUCCAUCUGACCUUCAUCAACUCUGGAGUCAAUCUGCUGUCACAACAACAAUCAACAUCCUGGUCUGAACUUUUUACAUGGAAGAAUCAUAAACUUACACAGUUCUACCAUGAUGCUGUGGACAAGGCCGUACAGAGUCCAAAUGGACACCUGGACCUGUUCCUGCGUUUCCUCCUGGGUCUAUCACUGCAGACUAAUCAGAAUCUCCUACAAGGUCUGAUGACACAGACAGGAAGUAGUUUACAAACCAACGAGGAAACAGUUCAGUACAUCAAGGAAAAGAUCUCAGAUUCUCUGUCUGCAGAGAAAAGCAUCAACCUGUUCCACUGUCUGAAUGAACUGAAUGAUUGUUCUCUAGUUGAGCAGAUCCAACAGAACCUGAGAUCAGGACGUCUCUCCACAGAUGAAUUGUCUCCUGCUCAGUGGUCAGCUCUGGUCUUCAUCUUAUUGUCUUCAGACAAAAACCUUGAUGUGUUUAACCUGAAGAAAUUCUCUGCUUCAGAGGAGGCUCUUCUCAGGCUGCUGCCUGUGGUCAAGGCCUCCAUCAAAGCUCUACUAAGUGGCUGUAACUUGUCAGAAAGAAGCUGUGAAGCUCUGUCCUCAGUUCUCAGCUCUCAGUCAUCUAGUCUGAAAGAACUGGACUUGAGUAACAACAACCUGCAGGAUUCAGGAGUGAAGCUACUGUCUGCUGGACUGAAGAGUCCUCACUGUCGACUGGAGGCUGUCAGAUUGAGUGGCUGCAGUUUGUCAGAGAUAAGCUGUGAAUCUCUGGUCUCAGCUCUGAAGUCCAACCCAUCACAUCUGACAGAACUGGACCUGAGUAAGAACGACCUGCAGGAUUCAGGAGUUAAGCUACUGUCUACUGGACUGAAGAGUCCUCAAUUUCAACUGGAGACUCUCAGAUUAAGACGCUGCAGACUGUCAAAGAUCAGCUGUGAUUCUCUGGUCUCAGCUCUGAAGUCCAACCCAUCACAUCUGACAGAAUUGGAUCUGAGUGAGAACAAGCUGCAGGAUUCAGGGGUAAAGCCGCUGUGUGGUUUUCUGGAGAGUCAUCACGGUCGAAUGAAGACUCUGAGCUUGAGUGAAUGCAGUUUGACAGAGAUCAGCUGUGAUUCUCUUGUCUCAGCUCUGAAGUCCAACCCAUCACAUCUGACACAACUGGACCUGAGUGACAACAACCUGCAGGAUUCAGGAGUGAAGCAUCUGUGUGGUUUCCUGGAGAGUCGUCACUGUCGCCUGGAGACUCUGAGACUGAGUGGCUGCAGGUUGUCAAAGAUCAGCUGUGAUUCUCUGGUCUCAGCUCUGAAGUCCAACCCAUCACAUCUGACAGAACUAGACCUGAGUAAGAACGACCUGCAGGAUUCAGGAGUGAAGCAGCUGUGUGGUUUUCUGGAGUAUUCAGACUGUCGACUGGAGACUCUGAGAUUGAGUGGCUGCAGUUUGUCAGAGAUAAGCUGUGAUUCUCUGGUCUCAGCUCUGAAGUCCAACCCAUCACAUCUGACAGAACUGGACCUGAGUAAGAACGACCUGCAGGAUUCAGGAGUUAAGCUACUGUCUACUGGACUGAAGAGUCCUCAAUUUCAACUGGAGACUCUCAGGCUGUCAGGCUGUCUGCUCUCAGAGGAAGCUUGUGUCUCUCUGGCCUCAGCUCUGAGCUCCAACCCCUCCCAUCUGAGAGAGCUGGACCUGAGCUACAAUCAUCCAGGAGACUCAGGAGUGAAGCUGCUGUCUGAUGGAUUAAAGAAUCCACACUGGAAACUGGACACUCUCAGGGUGGAGCCUGGUGGAGUCCGAUGGUUGACACCAGGUCUGAUCAAAUAUUUUUAUCAACUCACCAUCAACACACACACAGUGAGCAGGAAACUACAACUGUCUGACAACAACAGGAAGGUGACAUAUGUGGAGGAGGAUCAGUCGUAUCCUGACCAUCCAGACAGAUUUGACCAUUGGUCUCAGUUGCUGUGUAGUAAUGGUCUGAUUGGUCGCUGUUACUGGGAGGUUGAGUGGACAGGAUGGGUUGAAAUAUCAGUGAGUUACAGAGGAAUCAGAAGGAAAGGAGGAAGUAAUGACUGUGUGUUUGGAUACAAUGAUCACUCCUGGAGUCUGAGAUGCUCUGAUGGUGGUUACUAUGUCAGACACAAUAAUAUAGAAACAUUCAUCUCCUCCUCUGUGUCUCACAGAGUAUCAGUGUAUGUGGACUGUCCUGCUGGUUCUCUGACCUUCUACAGAGUCUCCUCUGACAAACUGAUGCACCUUUACACCUUCAACACCACAUUCACUGAACCUCUUUAUCCUGGGUUUGGGUUAUGGUCUGGUUCCUCAGUGUCUCUGUGAUGUGUAGUGAGAUUUUGAUCCUGUCAGAGAAACGUUGUCACUGUUGAACAUAGUUCAGUCUGUUCAUGUCUGUCUCAUUUUCAGAUUCGUGUAUUAAACCAGUUUCUUUAUGAACCAGUUCUAAAUGACUUCUUGUGAACUUCUUCCUCUUCCAUCCUUUAAAGAUAGAGGGUCUGGUUAUUCCAGGAUGAAAUGCUGGAGACUUGUUGUGAAGUUGUUUUUCAGUGGAUAUCAGGAUGUUUCAGCUCAACAUGUGACAAACUGUGAGAUCAGAGAAGAAUCAAGGUGAAUUAGUGAGAAGCUUCAUGUUGAUGUUCACAGAUGAUUGUUGAAUGAAAUAUUCAAUCAACAGUUUUCAGAUAAUUUUCUGUCAGCCUCUCAUUAAAGUGCUUCAUUUAUCUUUAACAACAAAUGAUCACAUUAUAAUCACAAUAUAUAAAUGUGCAUCACUUUGAACUAUGAUUAUAUUAUAACAAUCAUGAUUUUGUGGUUGGUGCUUGGAUAUAAACCUGAAACAGACUCUGUAUUAGGACUGUCUUUAAAAGCUUGGUGAACUUGUUAUGGGGAAAAUGGUUUCUUUCUUAUUGUAUGCAGUUAUUAUAUGAUUUAUGACUUAUGUUGUGCAAUUAAUAUCUUAUGUUUUGCUUGACUGUAUGUAUUUGACAUUUCACCUAGAUUUUUCAAUGGUUGUCUCUGCCUGAUAGACUCUAGCUCCCAAACCCAAGGCCUGGGAGAGUUGUGUCUCUCUGUCUGUUGAGACUUAGUGCUCCUUUCUCUAGACGUCAGCAAUGCAGGUGUGAGAAAGUAAACAUCUUCACACAGACGCGACAGGGAUGAGAUGGUGCAUGGAGUUUGAUUGGGCUACACAGACGUUCCACCGUAGUCGGACAGAGAGGUUAAAAGGCAGAAACAACUUGAGGAUCGUGGGCUCUUUACAUCACACCUUUGUGGUGUAUGCACUGAUCUCCCCAGCUGGUUUUUGGUAUGUUAAUGUGUACAAUCAACCUCCAUGUUUUUGAUUUGCUGUCCCAUUAUUUUUAUUUUCAUUAAUUUUUAUAAUAAAUCUCACAAAAGACAA